CAAUCGCGCGCACCGUCCCUGGACAUGAAGAAGGGAGACCGUCGGGCCUCCCGGAGGACCCAGCAAACGACGGAAGAAGAGGACACGUCCGGCGAAGAAGGAACGGUCCCGAUGGAUGCCUGAAGAUGUUCCUCGUUGCGAGCAAAACACGAGGAUGUUCCUCGACCCGUCUCCUUUCCCUCUUCUCUCUCCGCUUCUUCUUCUACUCAUCGCGCUUCCUCGUCUCCUACCUGGCGACGGACGAGUCCGUCCAGGCGGAGGAGGAUCUCCAAGGGACGAGUCCUCGGUGAAGUCGUCGCGUUAACGGCAACCGGGGUGUCCGAUGACGGUGUGUCGCACGACAAAGAGGAGGGUGCGUACGACAGAACGCGAGAGAGAGACCGCGCGAAGAUAAGACAAAUGGCCAACCGGAGAGAGGCAGCAACGUUCAACCAAAGUUCCUAUUUUUCAUGUGUUUUACGCGAUACUCGCUUAACAAAGUAGGACGUAAGAAGAGAAAAAGGGGAGAUAAAGAGGAAUUCCCGGCCACCGAGGGGUGUUCGGUAUAGGUGUUGUUUCCCGAGGAGCGUGUGUCGCACGCCGGAAACCUCGUGUACGCGGCACCCGGGACACCCUCCCGCGCUGAUUAGCCAGCCAAUUAGAAAGACCGCGGCCAUGCGUAAUGAGCUGCGCGCGCAAAAGUUCCUAAAACGCCACGAUGCAAUGUUUUUUCAUGCGGAUGCCUCGUCACGCCGGCCUGCUCGCCACGAGCGACCACUGAUAAUAUUGAUAAGACGUAAACGCUAAGGUAGAAGUAAAAACGAAGUUAGCCAAAGAGUGUAGAGCCGCCUGGGAUCGAGCUUCUUCCUCCCGCGACGUUAAGAGACCUCGAUGAUCGUCAGGAUAAUUAACGCACACUGUGUCUCCCAGCGUCCAGUUCCUUCGCCAGGCAAUAAAACACGCGUAUAUUCGAAUUUAAGAGGACAUCUGGGUGGCUGUGCUGCGACGGACAGAGUGCUCAUCCUUGGUGAGGUUGCUUCCUCCCUGUCCACGAUCGGAUCUCGAUCAGCAACGCGCGGCUCUCGUUUCUAACUCGUCUGAGAACGUCCAGGACGUUCCGAGUCGCCACGUGGCCACUCUCCUUCGAAGCAAUCCUUGAAACCGUAACGCGGCAGUGUGUCGACGGUAUUUUCAAGACCUCGAAACGACUUCUCACGCGUAAACGACUUCUUGACUAAAGUACAUAGAUAGUAGCCCUAAGCGAAGAAGAGCAAAUCUAUAUAUAUAUAUAUAUAUACAUCUAUAUUAUAUAUACACACUUGGAAAGCGUAUUUAAUUAUAUAUUCCUAUACACGCAAGGAGCACAUGUACAGGUAUUUUAAUAAGCCCGCGUAUAACUAGUCUCUCUCUAUAUAAACGUGUACAUACGUGUUCUGAACGAAAAGUCCAAGCACGAUUUUCGAACGCAAAGAUCCGUAUUUUUUAUGAACUCGACGAACGAGGGGACAAUAGGAGAGUGAGAGAAAGAGGAAAUAAUAAAAUGUCCACGAUGAGUGUCGUGUCGAAUUCGUCGGUCGAGGUCGACUCGGACUCCUCGAACGAUAUUUCCGCAAAGAGCGAAGGACUCGCCGAACAGAAGUUCAUUCUGCGAAACGAACUGUACAACAGCCUGCUGGCAAGCGCACUCGGCAAGACAGUGCUCAACAGGCAUCUGAACUUCAAGGAGCAGGGGAUUAAUUUUAAUCUGGCCAAUCUAAAGGAUAACCUGAACGCGCUCGGCGCCCUUAAGGAGCUGAAAGAUCUCAAGGGAUUGACCGUCAGCAGCGUGCCUGCUUUCCCGAGGAACCUCGCUCUGCACAGGGAGGACCACGACGAGAAAGCCUCGUUCGCGUGGUCCGAGGCCGGCGACGAUGGCGGCGGAGGCGGUGGUGGCGGCGGGGCAGGCGGCGGUGGCGGGGGCGGAGGUACGGCAGGCACCGGAACCGGAAGCACGGGCCCGACCGCUGCCGGUGGCGGCGGUCUGGCCCAUUGGGUCAGCGUGAUGGCGGAACACAUACACAACCCGCACUCGGCCACCGGAGUCGGUGGUGUCCACCAUCAGCAGCAGUCACCCCCUCAGCCACCCUACCCGUGGAACAACGGCCUCUCCAGUGACCAAUGCAACCCCCACGACAAGGAGAGCGACUACUGGGGCGGAGGACGGGGCGCGAAACAAGGUUACGAGCACUUUCUGUUGCAGGCGAAAAUGAACGCGGACCACGGCCAGUUGCAGAAAGGCGAGGAUCAAUAUCGAGGAGCCGGGGGAUCCAGCAGUGGGAGUCCGCCGGCGAGUCUGUUGGUGGUUCCUCAACCUUUGACCGUGAAGCCCUCUCAUCCGUCGCAUUUGAAUCCUCACCUGGGUGGACCGCACUCUCAUCCACCGAGGAAGUACCAGUGCAAGAUGUGUCCGCAGAUAUUCGGUAGCAAGGCGGACCUCCAGCUCCACACGCAGAUUCACAUGCGCGAGGCGAAGCCGUACAAGUGCACCCAGUGCUCGAAGGCGUUCGCGAACUCCUCGUACCUGUCGCAGCACACAAGGAUCCACCUGGGCAUCAAGCCGUACCGCUGCGAGAUUUGCCAGCGGAAGUUCACCCAACUGAGCCACCUACAGCAGCACAUCCGCACGCACACCGGUGACAAACCGUACAAGUGCCGGCAUCCAGGCUGCACGAAGGCGUUCAGCCAGCUGAGCAACCUACAGAGCCACUCCCGCUGCCAUCAGACCGACAAGCCGUACAAGUGUAACUCCUGCUACAAGUGCUUCUCCGACGAGCCCAGUCUGCUCGAGCACAUACCGAAGCACAAAGAGUCGAAGCACCUUAAGACGCACAUCUGCCAGUACUGCGGCAAGAGUUACACCCAGGAGACCUACCUGGCGAAGCACAUGCAGAAACACGCGGAGAGGACGGACAAGAGACCGCCGAUAAUCGGCACCGGUCUCAGGCCGUCGAUCCACGCGAUGGCCACCCACCACCAGGACCACUACUGGCCGAAGGUCAGCCCCGACUCGGUGAUCAGCGAUCUUCACGACCGACUGCCCCAUCACCACACCGACUACCAUCAGAACCAGAACCCGGAGAUGCUGCUGCCAGGCCACGGGCACCGGACUGAGUCCAUAGAGAACGACUCCAGGCAGCAGACACCCCAACCGACCGCCAACCACCACCCGAACAGUAGCUCUGCGUUCACGCCGAUCUCCUCGAUCUCGAUAAACUCGAUCUCAUCGAUGCAGCACCCGCUGAACCCAUUGAAUCACCUCCACUACCCGGCCAGCCAUCACCCGGCGUCCAGGCCGUACCUCUACGAGGCGUUCAACUCGACGCAGAAGUCGUCGCCGGCGUCCUCGUCCUCCGGUGUCACAUCCGGCACCACCACCAACCAGAACGCGACGUCGUUCCCGAACCAACUCAUCAGCCUCCACCAGAUCAGGAACUACGCGCAUCAACCGAAUCUAGGGAAUCUGGGCAACCUCGGGAAUCUGGGGAACCUGAGCAACCUGAGCAAUCUGAGCGCGACGAUGGAGAGUCACGCUCUCCUCGGCGGGCUCAAGGAUAAACAGUAACUCCGGCCGGUCUUGGAGAUUAGGGGCAAAAUAAUUAUUCUAUUCGCUAGUUUUCUCCUCCUCGUUUUUUUCUUCUUUUCUUGUUUUUCGUCGUGUACAUUUGUUCCUCGCCCACCCGUGUCCCGUUGUUUCUCCAUGCUCGAACUUCCGAUGACCGACGUUCGAACGACGUCCCACCCGUCACUUUUCUUGUUUCCUCCGCAAGGGUGGCACGUCGAGCGAACCGGUCUUUCUCAGCUUCUCUUCGCAUCUCGAAGACCGAGUCGCGCUUGGCGAACGCACGGCUCGUUGGCUGACUCGCGUGCACACAGAACAAUGAAGUAGAACAUUUUUUUCGAAAAUCAUCGGCCGACAAGCGAGGCGUUCGUUCGGUCGGACUUGAUUAUAGUUUUGCGGUGUGUGCGUGUACGUGUGCAAGCAUCUUGUUAUGGUAAGUACGGUCUUGUCUGGCUCGGCGCUGCGGAUGACUACUCGCUCUGGGUUCUCCAGAAACACCAAAAUCAUUUCUCACUUCAUGUGUAUUUCAUAUCUUUAUGAGAGUCAAAGAAAUUGAAUUUUUCUUUAUAUACGCCUGCAUAUAUUUCCGAAAGAAAGUGCCUUUUAUUUAUAGUUUUUAGCGUCAAAACAAAAACGUUUCCUAACGUUUGUAAUUUUGUGUUGAAUCGAAGAUGGAAAGAGACGACCGAUCGUUUCUUUACGAAAACUGUUCGCGAGUCGAAUACAGUUCUUAAUCAUUUUAACGAUCUUCAUAUUCGACCAUCGUAAAACUGCGUGAAACACAAAAGUCUGCUUGUUUCACGUUACGAAUAGAGAAAGAUUAGAAAGUCCCUGUUCGAUAUCGCAUCGAUUGGUUUUACCUCGACCGGCGUGAAUUGGCAAAAUUGUUCGCGAUUGAGCCUUCCGAUGCGACUGAUCGCUGAUUAACUUUCACAUUUAGCGUUUAAGUAGAAAGUAGCCCGAAACGAAAUAAUCGGGCAACGCGUUGUUCCUUGAGCUCGAGUUCCCGUAGCGAAUGGUCAGCCAAUGAAGAGGACGAUCCUGAAGCACUCGACUCUCUUCCCGCACGUUUCCAGCCAAAUCUUGAGCUCUCUUUCUCUCUCUCUCUCUCUCUCUCUCUCUCUCUCUCUCUCUCUCUCUCUCUUUUCUUGAGAUUCCAAGCGAACGACUCCUCCGGGAAUAUUCCCCUUCAUUUACUGUUAUCCUUGUUUAAUCCCUGACAGCCUGGUGAUCCCAUCGCAGCUCCAGUUCAUGAUUGAUCUUGUAGAUGUUACAAGUGUUGAGUAGAACGGGGUAGUCUUAGGAUGGAUCUCAGGAGUUGUCGGUUUAUCUGCUUUCUACUUUGCUCGAUUACAAAAUAUCUUUCUACUUAAUUCUUUUUCCUAUACAUUUACCUAGCACGUGAAUGUAAACGGAAUGCCCUUAAUUGAUGGCAGAGGGCACGAAGCACUUAUCAACAAUUAAUAAGAUUUCUUAAAACAACAACGAAAUUUUGUCAAUUUUUAAGAAAUUCUUCUUGCUCCAGGUAUUUUGUAAACCAAUUAGAAUCAAUAAACGAUACCGUUUCCAGGACUCCAGAGUCCCAACGAGAACCAGACAAAGCUUCAACGUACACACAUUUUCACUAAUACCUGAAACACACACAGAAUCAGGAACAUCUUAUUUAAAAGGAAUUUGAAUCGCAAUUUAGGAUCGUUUUACACGGUUAUGGGAAGGAGUAACGAUAAAAAUAUGUAGAGCACAAUACAGGCAGAGAAUCGAUGGGACCGCCGGCUAUUUCGUUGUUUCCACCGUUCGUGCCACUCGGCAGGACUUCGUAAGUGGGAACAGCGAAACAGGAGAAAUCGUGUCGUGAAGUAGAGCUAUUUUCCAAAGGGGGUGGCUCUCCCCCUCGAACCAGCCCGGGUGCCGGGUGGUGGAAGGGUGGUGGGCGCAUCUUUCUGGGUCGAGUGGAUGUUUCGCUCGCAACGGGAUAAUUAACGAAGCGAGCUUGUAUGCGUGCGUGUCUGAAUGAGCCGGAAACCCGUACAUGGUCUCGGGUCUUCUUGCCCGUGUACGCGUUCUCCGUGUCGCGUUCAUGCGUGUGUGCACGGGAGUCAGAGAAAAAGAGUGGGAGUCUAAGCAUCGCACGCACUUUUCUAAAUACUAGUUACACGCGUACUUACUUACACGUUUACGCGAGGGCACAAAUCGUGUGAAUACCUUGGAGGACGGUGCGAGAUGGACAAAGGGAGAGGAGAACGAGCGAGGGAAAAAGGGUUGACGGAGAAUUUAGAGUAGUGCCGCGAGACGAUGAAUGCGAAAGUAGUGGAGAUAAUAGUGAAUUACAGGGGGAAUAGAAAAAUGGAGAGAGGAAGAGAGGACGGAGUAGAGAGAGAGAGAGAGAGAGAGAGAGAGAGAGAGUGAGAUCGGCCCGAGGAAAUGGCUUCAGCCGAGCCUCGUGGCUGGUACCGGGCCAGUAUUGAGAGAAUGGUAGAGGGUGCUAUAAAAAUGGAAAAGAAAAAAGAUAACGAGAGUUGAAACGCGAGGAAUCACCGCACACUGGCGCACAGAAAAAGAGAGGAAGAACGAGAUAUGGAGAGAGGGAGAGAACGGUACGGAGGACCUCCUUUGUACAUAGUUAUUAUAUAAAUAUAUAAAUAUAUAUAUAUAAAUAAAUGAAUAAAUAUUAUAUAUUAUUAUUAUUAUUAUUAAUUGAUUAAUUAAUUGAUUGAUCAAUAUUCGGUAGUUGCGUAAGGGAGAGAAAAGAGAGAAAGAGGAUAUAGACUCUACUGAAGAUAUUCUAAGUACCUUGUCUAACGAGAAAACAGCGAAAGAGAAUACGUGUGAGUGUGUUCAAUGCGAAUGAAUGAAUGAACGUGGGAGAGAGGGGAAAGAAGCAAGCAAUCGUUGCCCAAAGUUACUUACAAUAAUGUUCUUUUUUUUUCUUAAGAGGCGCGUUUCCGUGUCUCCGAACGAUCCCGACGAUCUACCGUUUCCUUCUGCACGUUGAAUUUCGCCUUAUUUUUCGCUGGUUCUGAACAAGAAAUAAAAUCGUCUGGAUCGAUCGGAACCGUUUAGAAAAAUUUCAGGCGUGCCGACGUCGAAUUGCGAGGAAAGGAAGAAAAAAAGGGGAAGAACAUGUGUACUGCGUAUAGAUAAUUUCUUGUUACGGCGUCGCGCGUGUGUCUCGUCCCGUGGAUCCUCUCGCGAGCCGAUCUGCCCAAGAAUUUUUAUUUCGACGUUCUCAACCCGCAAUAAAAUGAGUUCACCAUUUUUCGUUUUAAGUUUUAUUUCGUUUUGAUAGCGUCCAGUCGCUCUUCGGACAGAGUCUGAACGUUCUACCGAAUAUCUGUUCUGGAUACAGAGACGAGAAUCCAUGAGACAAGACACGUCGACGUCCCACCUGUGCUCAAGUUGUUUAAAAAAAAAUACUAUUAGUUUGUUACUAAGACGAUGAAACGAGCGAAUGGACGAGUGACAGGCGACGAGCGAGAGACGUUUUAGGUAUGAACGACGACGAAAACGAGAGCGACGGGGGUCAGUUAAGAAGAGCACCGUUCAGGCUUCCGUUUCCUUCGACGUAUGUUUUCCUCAUUGCGGUAUUGUUAUGAGAAAUAGGAGCGAGACGCGCGAACAACCGAGGGAUAGUUCGUUGAUUAAAACGCACUAGAAGGGAUAUGCAAAGUGUUUUUUUCGUUGAAACUGAGAAUCGCGAGGGGUAGGGACAGGUCGAAAGUGAAGAAUUUUAGUUUUUUCGGGGGUGGUUUAAAAUAAAAUAGAGCGUCGUCGUGCCCCCGCGCUUUAAUUGUGAUCUUACUUUCUGUCUAUCAUUUAGUUUCCAUUUGAUGAUUAUUUUAUUAUUAUUUUAUUAUUAUUAUUAUUAAUAAUAUUAUUAUUAUUAUAAUUAUAAUUUCGUUUAAUAAACUAUCACGUUAAAAGAAGAAACGUUGGUUUAUGAAGAAGAGACAUGCUGACGAUUUUCCUCUGUCACGCCGUCAUCUCCGAUCUGCAUCGGGACACCUCCUCUCUCAUCUGCUCUUCACGUGGACGAAGAAGAAUCGUGAAGGAAUUCCUGUUCCUUUUUUUUUUUCAUGUACUGCUUAGUUUUCUUUUCACCGCUGAAAUUCGCAGAAAGAUGCCGUCCAUUAUAGUUUCCAAAAGGGGUGCGAUGGAUCCGACGCUAGUUUCUCAAGCUCGUCGACAUUCGACACAAGGAAAGCAAAAACAACGAUCCUUCCGUUCCGUGCGCGUAAUCGAUUCGUUCAAGAAAGUUAAUUCAUUUUCUAGCAACGAAUAUUAGAAGCCUGACACGUCAGCUUGUCGAAGAGUUGCAAAGCGGCGCUUGUGAAAAAUAAAUUAUCAUUCGCUGACCAGUAAUGAAUAAUUCUCUGAUUCGAAGUGAGGAGAGUCAUAGAAAUCAUCACUGCUAUGAUUCUGUACUCGCUAAAUACAUGUAACUUCGACAAUCUUCUUUCUAUCGUAUUAUUUUUUUUACUUUCGCCGUAUACUUUUAGUCGAAACGAGUAGGAAACAUCCCUCGAGUCCCUUUAACCCUGAAAGAUCGAUUCGUUCGUCCCUUCGACGAUUCAUAAACGUGGUAGUUUCGCUGAUACUUAAACAUUUCUUAUGUUAAAACUAUAUUGUUAACCGCGAGAACGCGUACGAGAAGAUUACUUAUUCCCACUAUUGAUUAAUCUUCUCGAUUGUGAUAGCAAUUCGUUGACUGAAGAGUGGAAAUUGAAAAGACUGUCUACAUUUUGCUUUACCUGUAUUACAUUGUUAGCGAGGUUCGUGGAACGUUUCUUAAUCCUUGAUAGGGGUGUGAAAUCCGAAUGGUUUCAACAACAUCCUCCCCGUUCCUCGAGUGCUUCAGGGUUAAAGCGGGCCGUACUUGAAAUAUUUUUACACUUCACGCUCGUUACGCAACCAUUAAUUUAAAGCGAGGAGAGAGAGUAUGAAUGGAACUACACGUGUAUCUGUGCGUAUGAGCAAUAAAAUAAAGGAAUGAGAGGGAAAGAGCGAAUUAAAAAAAAAAGAUCGAGAGACUCUCACAUAGGCAACGUAAGGAGAACAAUAUAUUGAUUAUGUAUAUUGCGUGGUACGAACAGAACUGUGAUAUUUUAUUGUAUAAAUUUACGGAGAACAAAGAGAAGAGAAAAAAAAAGAAGAUGAAGAAAAUAUGAAGAACAAAUGGAUAUUAAUUACGGUAGUAGAAACACACGCGCGGGAUAUUACUGUAUUUUACAAAGAAGUGCAUCCUUAAGCCAUUUAAAUGAAAGGAAAGAAAGAAGGAAGGACGAAGAGAGAAACGCUGUCGUAUAUAAAUAGGUAUACGAAGUGCGUGCGCGCGUGACCGGGUAUCCCUUUUCGAAGAUUGAGUCGCCUCCGAUCCCGUGCGAAUCGUCGAAGCAGCUUUCGAGCGAGAGAGAAGCUUUUUAAUAAUCGAUAAUAACGAAUAAUCUUCGAAAAUGAAUAAUUAAGAGAUAAGUAAGUGUCCUCUGUCCGGUCCAUUCUCAACUUCGAAAGGAAUACCGGGGCCAGUUCAUUUUUUUCUUUUCGGGCCGAUCGCGAGGCCCGAGCGUCUAAUCGUUUCCUGUUUGUAAAGUAUAUAUAUAGAUAUAUAUUAUAGAUAUAUUAUAUAUGAAUUAAAUGUUUGAUAAGAGAAAGCGUAAAAGAAGAGCGAUAUGAUUAACUGAUCCGAUUGCGACGUAUUCACAGGAUGGAUUUUAAAGAGAAACACGUACCCAGAUACACGCAGAGACAAGGACACGUAUACGCGCACACACGGACACUCUGUUUAAUAGUUUAUAUAGGGAGUAAGGAAAAAAAAAUGCAUACAUUGAUGAAUUACGUCUUGUAAAAUGUCGAUCACGUUUUUUCGUGCUGCAUACACCGAAUCAUCCCGUGCUCCGAGAACGAAAUCGUGAACGAAUAUCGAAGAACACACACGUUGUGUGUUUCCUAAUCCCCCCCGCUAAUCGAGCAAGCCCGAGACGUGGAAACGGUCGAGCAAGAGAUUGGAAGAAUGAUUACUGAUACAGUUAGGUGAUAUUGUAAUUGUAUAGGGAAAGAAUGGAAGUAAUAGCGUAAACUGCGAACACACCGGUGAAUUUUUAUUCGUUUGGAGAAAUUUUGUCGAACAACGAGGAAUAUUCCGGCGGCGAUUUUACGCGACGACAAAUUUGUGUCCCCGUGUUUUCUUUUCCCUUCCCGCGCGACAUCGAUAGACGUCCGCCGACGAACAAGAAAGAAUUUUGGUCCCAUCCGUCUGAAGCGACUCUUUCAAAUUUACCACGACACAUGUAGAUAACAAUUUUUCCUUAAUAAAAUACAUUGGUUAAAAAAAAAGAAGAAGCAACGGUACAGUAUGAUUGCAAGAGGAAAAGACCCCUGUCAUAGUGGUAAAACGGCGUGAUGGAAAGGAGGAGCCGUUUCGUUUAAUGAAUCGUCACUUUAACGAACAACGAAAUAUUCCACGUAUGUUUUAAGUGUUAUGGCUGUUUGAUAAAGUAAUAUUCCCAAUGUGGUGUACUUAUAAGUCGACUUUCAAAGUUUUUCGCGACCAUUUCUUCUUGAUCCAUUGCGUUCCGAGCAGACAGAUCUUGUAAAGCAAAUCCCGACCCGUCAUGGACAUUAGCUGUUCGUCCUUUUUAAUAAAUAUACCAGAACUUACGUCUCCG
Ceratina calcarata is the source of this 10239-nucleotide messenger RNA. Its product is annotated as zinc finger protein rotund. Gene Ontology annotation, biological process: regulation of transcription by RNA polymerase II. Lineage: Eukaryota; Metazoa; Arthropoda; Insecta; Hymenoptera; Apidae. The record is from RefSeq and is a predicted model, not a curated record. Gene Ontology annotation, molecular function: RNA polymerase II cis-regulatory region sequence-specific DNA binding; DNA-binding transcription factor activity, RNA polymerase II-specific. The coding region runs from base 1520 to 3580 and encodes 686 amino acids. Gene Ontology annotation, cellular component: chromatin; PcG protein complex; transcription regulator complex. The transcript has 6 exons.